AUGGUGCGUUGCAAGGCUGCUCGCACACGGGACUCCCUCGUCCGUCUGCAUAUCGUUGCCCAGCAAGAGGGGGAAAAAGAGGAUGAGACUUCCUUGUAUGAAUUGGAUGUGAGUGCACUCUGUGAGGAGUUGGCCUGCAGAAUGCGUCUGUUGGGCGGAAUGGCUGUAGAGGCACCCGAGGAGGGAAUCUCCAUCGUGGAUGUACACCGCCAUCAGGUGGAAAACCAUUCUUCUCCCUCUUCAUCAUCAUCUGUUGAUAUUACUAUUAAUACUCCUAUUAAUACUACUAUUAAUACUAUUGGUUUAUCGCCUCUAAAUGUGUAUGAGGUGGUGCUGCGAUUACCGCAGGCAACUGUGUUGGCAGUGGCAACUCUUCGAGCGGCGUGUGUGUCGAUGAUGGAAGGGGCGUUGGUGGAAAAGAAAAGAAAGAAGAAGCAACAGGAACAGACUGUACGGAUAGUACCAAUUGCAGUGCGAGUCGUUGGACUGACAAGGGGAUCGUAA
Molecule: messenger RNA, 504 nt
Organism: Trypanosoma theileri
Lineage: Eukaryota; Euglenozoa; Kinetoplastea; Trypanosomatida; Trypanosomatidae
Exons: 1
Coding region: 1-504 (167 amino acids)
Source: RefSeq, a predicted model, not a curated record